AUGGGAGACCUAAACACUAAAGAUCAGAAAUGGAUCAAGCAUUACAGCAGCUCCCACACGAUACUCCUCUUCGGAGAAGGCGACUUCUCCUUCUCGACGUGCUUGGCCAAAACUUUUGGCUCUGCUGUUAACAUGGUUGCCACUUCUUUAGACUCGGAAGUGUCCCUGUGGUCCAAGUAUAUUCGAGUCCACACAAACUUGAAAGUUUUGGAGGAUCUCGGCUGCACGGUCGUGCACGACGUGGAUGCAACAACGAUGAGCCAACACCCGCUUCGACCGCGUCGUCUUCAACUUCCUCCAUGCAGGAUUUCGUUUCAAAGAAAACUCCACCGAGCUCUAGUUCGAGGGUUUUUUAGGAACGCGAAGAAAUUAUUGGGCGAAAAUGGUGAAAUUCACAUCACCCACAAGACAACAUAUCCUUUCAGUGAAUGGAAGAUUGUGGAACUGGCACAACAAGAGGGUCUGCUUCUGAAAGAGAGAGCAUAUUUCUUGCUAUGGGAUUAUCCAAAUUAUGGGAAUAAGAGAGGCGAUGGGUGGAAUAGCGAUGGCACUUUCCCCGUGGGAGCAUGCGCCACUUUCAAGUUCUCAUUUAUUCACACAAAGCUUCAAUCCCUUAUCUUAUGA
This is a messenger RNA of Momordica charantia (bitter melon), 624 nucleotides long. The record is from RefSeq and is a predicted model, not a curated record. Lineage: Eukaryota; Viridiplantae; Streptophyta; Magnoliopsida; Cucurbitales; Cucurbitaceae.